Molecule: messenger RNA, 1830 nt
Organism: Pseudocercospora fijiensis CIRAD86
Lineage: Eukaryota; Fungi; Ascomycota; Dothideomycetes; Mycosphaerellales; Mycosphaerellaceae
Exons: 1
Coding region: 16-1830 (604 amino acids)
Biological process (GO): proteolysis
Cellular component (GO): fungal-type vacuole
Molecular function (GO): aspartic-type endopeptidase activity
Source: RefSeq, a predicted model, not a curated record
AGCCAUUCCGCCGCCAUGAGGCCCGCAGCGCGCCCUCCCACCAUUGCCGUUGCCAUUCCCUUCCUCCUUACCGCGCCAUUUGCUUCGACAUCUUCCAUACCUUCGCUCGCGGCGCGCACAUCACCGAAUGAAGAUGCAUCAUUAGCAAAGAGAGCAGACUCGACCACAUACCCGGCAGCGCGUUCCUUGGGACCGAGCCAAUACUGGGAUGGAAAUGACGGGCCAUGGACGUCGUUUCCUUUGCAACUGGGCAAUACCAACAAUCCACAGAAUAUUCGUGUCUUCCCCAGCACGGCCAUAGGCACGACGAUAUCAAUAAGCGCCAAUGGAUGUCCGAAAUACUACCCCUCGGACUGCGCUGAUGUGCGUGGCUUCAUAUUCAAAGCCAACGAGUCUUUGACUUGGGUAGCAAAUAGCAUGUACAAUGUGGGAAUAGAGCAGAAUCUGGGCAUGGACACGCAGGGACCAACAGGAUUUGAUACUGUCACACUAGGAUGGCAAGGCUCGACAAUUGGUACUGUGAACCACUCCGUGGUCUUCAACUUGGCUGACUCCCAAUACUGGCUCGGUCUACUCGGAUUGAAGCCGCAACCUUCAAACUUCACCACUUUCAAUGAUCCUCAACCUUCGAUCAUGCAGGAUCUGGUUAAUCACAACAUCACUCCUUCUUUGACUUAUGGCUACACUGCUGGUAAUCAGUACAGGCUGAACAAGGUCUACGGAUCCUUGACCUUCGGAGGCUACGAUUCGAAUCGCUUCGAUGCAAGCAAGAACAUUACCGUGAAGAUGGGAUCGGAUAUCACCAGAGAUCUACUUGUGAAUCUUCAAGGCAUUAAGACGAGCAGCGGAUCGCCAUCUAACCUACUGCCUGGCGGAUCCAUCAAUAUUCUGAUCGAUUCCUCCGUCGCUCAAAUUUGGCUUCCGAAGAGUGCUUGCACUGCUUUUGAAGAAGCCUUCGGUCUGACCUGGGAUCCAGAUUACAACUUCUAUCUUGUGAACAAUUCUCUGCAUGAAUCACUCACUGCCUCAAAUCCGAAAGUGACCUUCACAAUCGGAUCGCAAGCCUCUGGAGGAGAUACCGUGGACAUUACACUUCCAUAUGGAGCCUUCGAUCUGCUACUGGGAUUUCCGAACGUCUUGAACCUCAACUCUUCUUACAAGAGUGGCAAUGAGUCUUACUACUUCCCGCUCAAGCGCGCGGCCAACGACACCCAGUACAUCUUGGGGCGAACUUUUCUCCAAGAAGCAUACAUCAUCGCCGACUACGAUAGUUCAAACUUCACAGUUGCGCCGUGCAUAUGGGACGACUCCAAGGUCAGCACGACGAGUCUAAGGACGAUUCGACGAGCAAACGAGACAUCCUCCGACUCAGACGACAGCUCUACACCGGUCGGUGCCAUUGCCGGUGGUGUUGUGGGAGGUGUAGUGGGCGCUGUGGCAAUCAUUGGAGCCAUCCUCUACUUCAUGCGAAGAAGAAAACAGACAGAGAAGAAGCGGCUCGCCGAGCUCGAAGCCAAAGACGCCCAGGGCGCUGCGAAGACCAGUGAAGACCCCAGCAACGAGAAUAAGCCAUUCGUCUCACAACCGAUCAACGGCGAGCUCGGAGGCGGCGAGAUCCACGAGCUUGCACCUGCAAAGAUACCGCAGGCUCAAGAGAUGGACAGCCCGUACAAAGUGGACCCCAACAGGCACGGCUACUCCGAGAUGCAAGGCAGCCAUGAGGCCUUCGCACCGAAGGAUGGACCAUCAGAAAUGCAUGGUUCAACGCCUAUUUAUGAAAUGGCUGGGAGUGAUGUGCACGAGAUGCCGACGCGCACCAACACUGGAUGA